Messenger RNA from Alternaria ventricosa, 969 nucleotides. RefSeq lists its product as uncharacterized. Bases 1 to 969 code for a protein of 322 amino acids. The record is from RefSeq and is a predicted model, not a curated record. The transcript has a single exon. Gene Ontology annotation, biological process: nucleobase-containing compound metabolic process. Gene Ontology annotation, molecular function: 3'-5' exonuclease activity; nucleic acid binding. NCBI's taxonomy places the organism in Eukaryota, Fungi, Ascomycota, Dothideomycetes, Pleosporales, Pleosporaceae.
AUGCCACGAAGAGUUGAAACCAAAGUCGUCGACACCGCAGAAUCUGUCGCCAGCCUAGUAGACUGGCUAGUGAGAAUUCACAAUGAUCGGGAGGAUGAUGACUUCUCUAGCCUUCUCUACCAGCCAGCCAUUUACAUCGAUCUCGAAGGCGUGAACUUGUGUCGCCACGGUUCAAUUUCCAUCUUCACCUUGAUGGUCGAUAUUGGUAUGCCGGUGCAGCGUGUCUAUCUUAUCGACAUCCACGUCCUGGCCGCUAAGGCGUUCACAACCCCAGGGACUGAAUCGAGAACUACGCUCAAGGACAUCCUAGAGGACAAAGACAUAUUCAAGGUCUUCUUUGAUGUUCGCAACGACUCCGACGCAUUAUUCGCGCACUACGGCAUCGCCCUGCAGGGUAUAGAUGACAUACAGCUCAUGGAGAGCGCAACGAGGGAAACUACAGCAUCGAGAAAAUACCUGAGUGGGUUGUCCAAGUGUGUUGAAAAGAAUAUGAUCAUGUGGUUUGGCCCGGGGCAGGAUCUCAAAGAAUGGAAGGAAGCGAAGGAACAGGGCGAACGGCUUUUCAAUCCUCAACAAGGCGGGACCUACGAAGUCUUCAACGAACGCCCGAUCCCAGACGCUAUCAUGACAUAUUGCGCUGGUGAUGUCCGAUGUCUGCGAGAGGUGCAUUACAACAUAAAUAGAGGUCGCGCAUACGUGUGGCGCGACCUUUACCGCGACGCGACAAAAGCGCGGGUCGCGUCCACACAUGCACCAGACUAUCAGCCUCACGGCCAGCACAAAGCAUUGGCGCCAUGGACGGAUGAGCAAAACAAAGUGCUGGACAGUAUGAACUACAAGCCGCCGGCUCGUGACUACUUCGAUGACUUUGACGAUUACGAUCCUGAUGAAGAAGAUGACUGGGAUAUCAGGGAUUAUAACGACUACGAGGACUGGACGAGAGCACCGUGGCAGGGUCCGCCUUCUUGA